Molecule: messenger RNA, 4047 nt
Organism: Leishmania mexicana MHOM/GT/2001/U1103
Lineage: Eukaryota; Euglenozoa; Kinetoplastea; Trypanosomatida; Trypanosomatidae
Product: cysteine peptidase, Clan CA, family C48,putative
Exons: 1
Coding region: 1-4047 (1348 amino acids)
Biological process (GO): proteolysis
Molecular function (GO): deNEDDylase activity; cysteine-type peptidase activity
Source: RefSeq, a predicted model, not a curated record
AUGAACUUGCAGCCGUCAACUUGCCACCAUCGUGCCGCGGAGGGGGCGUCCCCCAACUCUUCUUCGUCGCUCUCCUUCGCGGCAACCGCCGAUAUUGCCGUGGAACUUCGCCCCGCACCUCAGAGCACGAGCGGUGAUGUGCUUCAGUCGCUCACACCGUCCAUAAGCUCCUCGGCGUCGUCGGCGACGGCGGACACACAAGCGCAUGAUCCGGCGGCACAACCUGGGCCGGUGCCGUCAAGGCCCAACGCGGUUGGGGGGCCCGUGCGCAGCCCAACAAUCCAGCCGCCGCCCAACAUGGUCCUCUCUCGGCAUCUGCAUCAUCGACACUCUCAUCUGCUCCCUCGAUCGAGUGCGAGCACGGCGGCGCCUGCUCAAACUGCUGACGGGCAGCUGCAGGGGUUAGCACCGGCAUCUUCGGCAUCCGCUCGAACAUCGGGCGUGGCGACAACGCACUCGUCGACGCCGCCACCGUAUGCCCUCGUGAUGGACUCGCUGGUACGCCGCUACCGCGCAGAGGAGGACCGCCUUAGCCAGUGGCGGCAAGGUGGUGGGCGCGUCCGCGCCUCUACCGCAUUCCGGCACAGCGAUGUGCAGCCGCGGCGGAAUCCGAGGGGUGCUGUGGAAGGGGAGGAGCGCACUCACGCAGACUUGCGCGGAAGUCCUCGGCGCGUCCUGAGCGGCCACAGAAGUAGAGCUGCAGAGAGUGGUCUUCGAGGGGUGCUGACAAGCGCUGCCCAACGCACCGCCCUCGUGCGGGCUGUGCAGGCCUGGUGGAGGAGCAGAAGAGAGCUACAACGAAUGUCAAGCAAGGCGGGCAAGCCAUUCUAUCCAGCGCCGCUAUCGGCUUUCCCAUCUGUGGUUGCAAGCGCGGAGAUGCAGCACCCCAGUUACACGACGGCCGCAGCAGUGCCUGCUGCCCCUCCUGUUGCUCCGCCUGUGUCGUCGCUGUCGUGGUUGGACACAGCUGGCCGCAGCAUACUUGGUCGUCUCUCUCACUCGCUGUCCUUGUCCAGUGACCGGGGAAAGUCGGUUAGGUUGGAGCUCCUGCGGCCGGCUGACGCUGCUCAGCCACGUGGUGCGCGCAGAGAUUACCAAGACGGCACAGUCGACGACAGCGUGAUGGAGGGCCAGCAGGCACAGGGAGCAGAGAUGGCUGAGAUGACUGCAGAGGCGGUGCCAAUGGGUGUGGCCACGCCUGCCUUGUCGCCGUCUCGCACGAGGAGCGAAGCUCUUCUGGGGCAUCCUCGCGAGAGUGCACGUCAGCAAGCCGGCGCGGGUGGCAGGGGCGGAGCCCUCCAUCGUUGGCAAGUCGACAGUGAGGAGGGAGACUUGGACACCUCCACAGCUUCUUCGACGUGCUCGAGUCGGGGUAGCCGCGUGGGUAGUGGAGACAGAGACGCUAUUCAGAGCACUGAAGCUGCGGGCAAUCCGAAUCACAGACAGGAGGCAGGGUGGACGGGCCGGCACGAGAAUGGUGGCAGCUUCACGUUCUCGUGGAUUGGCGGCCUCCGCAGGCGCCCCUUGGGCGGGGCCGUGACUGCAUCAUCAGACGCCCCGAAGGACUCCUUCCGAAGCACGUCGCGCCUGCUGGCGCGGUCGCGUGCGCGCCUCGUGCGGUGGCUGCGUCGACGGAAGCGUCUUGAGGGAGCGAAGCGGUCACUGCGUGAUGUGGGCGUGUGCCCAAAGCCGACGACAGCGGUGGAUGCGGAGCACUUCGAUGCGUCCUCGUGCGCACGACACUCGGCCGCCGCUCCUCCGCCGUUCUCGACUGCGUCUGAGUUGUAUCGGCGCGCUGCUGACGCCGCACCGUCGCCGUGGGAAUCGGCGCUGCCACCGACGUGGGCAGACUGGAGUGACGGUGGCAAGAUGCUCAGGGAUAGAGAGGUGACUCAGGAUGCUACGGCUGCUGCUAAGCGAACUACUCGCGCACACGUGCUGGAGCAGCUGAGAGCCGCGAUUGCGGCAGGGACGGCGGCGUGCAGGGCACAGCAGGGAGGGCUGGUGGCGCGGCAGACGACAUCGGAGGUGCAGUCGUCGAGUGGUGAACAGCCGGUGCUUUCUCUGGCUGCUCAGCGAACGCGUGAGCACGCCGACGAUCUAGCGCGCCUCACUGAGAGUCUGGGGAUGCUCACGCAAGUCGACGGGGGAGCACCCGAAGGCUCUGGCAGUGACAUCCGUGCCCACAGGGCCCACAGCCCCGAGGACGUGAAGCGUGCAUCUCCGAUGAUUCCGGACCCGGAGCAGAACGUGCCAGCUGCACUGUCACAUCCUUCAGCAUGCGCGGCAACGAGCUCUGCACUGCCCGCGUGGUCUUCAUCUUGUGCGCAUGUCUCGUCGAUCAUCUCCGCCGGGCAGCACCGCCGAUCUUACCACGGCAAUGCACGGGAUGUUCGUGGUGCAGCGCCGUUCACGCGUGACGGGAAGAGCUGUGUGCAUGAUGUAGCAGCAGAGGCCGCAGUAGAUGCGUUUCGAAGUCUGGUGACGGACACUACGCACACUCCGCGCGAUGUUGCAGUGCGGGCGGUGUACGAGGCCAUCAUGAGUGAGGUAUGCGUCCCCCUUGUGCAGCGCGAUGUGAAGCACACCAUGGAUGUGAGCAGUAGCGCGGCAGAUCGUGCGCUGACGCAGUGGAUUGAGCGACAGCUUAUGCUGGAGUUGACGCAGCCGCACGCAAGGAAGGUGCAGGCGACAGCGUUGCGUGACGGCUCUGCCGUGCCCUCGGCGGCGAUGUUGCAGCCGCUCAUCUGCACUGGUGUUAUGCGACACAUCCGCAGUGGUGUGCCAGUGUCGCUCGAGCACCUGCGUCUGGACGACGCUGAUCGCCAAGUACUCGAAUCCGUCUACGCGCGCGGUGCGAGCAACGCCAUUGCAGUGAAGUUCGACACUGGGGGCUACGAGAUCAGCUACAGGCAGCUCGCCUCUUUGGGCCCCCGGUCGUGGCUGAACGACCAGGUCAUCAACAACUACCUGCAGCUGCUGUGCGUGGAGGCUGAAGGUGCGGCCACCGCAUCUUUGCCCGCAGCCCGAUGCCGCCACCGUAUCGCGUCGCUGGGCACGCACUUCUACACGAAGGUGGAAUCCGAACUGGGCCAGAGCGUGGGCGGUUUUCGCAGCCCUCCACCACGCCUGCCGCAGCUCGGCUCUAGCAGCGCCGUUUUCCGCUGGCUCCGCCAUCGCAAGCAAUUGCUAGAGCCGUACAGCCCCUCCGAUCCGCGUAGCGUGCGUGCGGUGCUUGUGCCCGUGAACAUCGAGGCGCAGCACUGGGCUUUGGCGGUCCUCCAUUGCGCGGACAACCGGUGGGUCAUGUACGACUCUAUGAGCCGAUCCGACAGGGCACGCCAGCGCGGCGCUGUGAUACUGGCACAUCUCUCGCAUGCGUGGCGUGAGUGCAAGCGACACUUUGGCCUCGUAAACACGGAAGACACGCACGCUGCGGCGGCGGCCGUCGCUGCACAGGACUCACCGUCCUCUGCCGCACCCCAACCGUCGCCGUGGGUCUCGGCGUGCGUGGUGGCCGCGCCGUACGUGCCCUUCGCCGACACGCUGUUGACGGAGGGGGGCUCUACUGCCGUAUCACCUCUCGACUCCCUGCAGCCGUAUGGUUCAUUGGACGAGCUGCACCGCGCGGCGAAGCGGAUGCGACAUCAAGAGGAGCGGCUCAUGGAACAAGCAGCACAGAAGGCGCUACGCGGAGUGAGUGAUGCGGGCGGUGUUGGCGCAGCGCUCGCUGUGCGAGCUGCGCCAACGCCGCCAACGCCAUCGCGCUCGUUGACGGCUGCGACAGCUCUUCCUGCCGGGCAGCUGAGCGACACGGAGGUGGAGUGGUUCACAGGUGGGUUUGACCACAUCCCGCAGCAGGCGAAUGGCAACGACUGCGGGGUCUUUGUAUGCCAGGUGGCAUGGUGCAUUGCCCAGGGUGUGGCGGUAGGUUUUACACAGUCUGAUGUCACCCGGCUGCGCGAAAUCAUUCUGCUGGAGCUGCUCAGCAAGCGACUUCUCCGACGGUAUCCAACAGCGAACACGUCGUCGUCGAGCGGCGUCUGA